Molecule: messenger RNA, 5931 nt
Organism: Silurus meridionalis
Lineage: Eukaryota; Metazoa; Chordata; Actinopteri; Siluriformes; Siluridae
Gene: map1sa
Product: microtubule-associated protein 1Sa
Exons: 7
Coding region: 21-3983 (1320 amino acids)
Biological process (GO): axonogenesis; microtubule cytoskeleton organization; regulation of microtubule depolymerization
Cellular component (GO): neuronal cell body; dendrite; microtubule
Molecular function (GO): microtubule binding; actin binding
Source: RefSeq, a predicted model, not a curated record
UCAUUCGACUACAACUCAACAUGGCGUCGCAGCGCAUCGACGGAGCGAAAACGAUGGAAAACCCGAGCGCAACUUCAUCCCAUCCCGGUUUCAGCAGCGAGAAAUACUCUUUACUAGUGGUAGUCGGGGAGCACACCGCUGCUGGCUCUGUCGAGUACUUAGUUUCGGAGAUUGAACGAGGUAUCCGCUCCUGGGACGUGGACCCGUCCUCCUGCAAUUUAGACGAGCAGCUCAAGCUCUUCGUCUCCAGACACUCUGCAUUCUUCUCCGAGGAGCUCAAAGGCCAGAGGACGCUGCAGCACAGUGGAGAUGUUCUGGAGACCCAGGUGGUUGUGAACCCAUCACACAGUUUGGUGUGUUUAGAGGUCCGUCGGCUUAUUACUGACGUGUCUCGUCACAAGCUGCUGAUUCUGGCCGGACAGUGUGUGGAAGAUUCUGGCGACCUUGUGUUACAAACGGGUUGCUUUUCCCUUAAUGACUUUAUCCAGAUAUUUGCUCAUGAGGAGAUUGGUGAGAUGUUGAGCUCGGCUGACCCUACACACAAAGCAAGCCUUACACUGAGUUGCCCCUUAUCUGGUUCAUGGAAAAGCUCCAUGUUGGAGAAGCACAAUUUGCAAGACUUUAUUGAAAUCAAGACCAACCCACCAUCAGUGCUGCCUGAAAUGGAAGGCCUGCAGGAGUUUACAGAGUACCUUUCUGAGUCUCUCGAACCUCGGUUAGCUUUCGAGCUCCUUGAGCCUCCUAGCACGGUCGGCUUUCUAAAACUGUCCCGUCCCUGCUGCUAUGUGUUUCCUGGUGGUAGAGGAGACUCCGCCUUCUUUGCUGUGAACGGUUUUAAUGUCUUGGUCAAUGGUGGGUCAAAUUCACGCUCAUGUUUCUGGAAACUGGUGAGACAUUUGGACAGGGUGGACUCAAUACUUCUGACACACAUUGGUGCGGAUAACUUGCCAGGUAUGAACAGCUUCCUUCGGAGAAAAACGGUAGAGCAGGAAGAAGAGGAUUCAGCUGGUUCCCAGAGCAAUGAAGACUGGCAGAGGAACUUAAUAUCUCCAGAAAUCGGGGUUGCGUUCCUUAAUGCCCCUGAAAGACUUAAGACACUUCAAGGUGAUCCGAAGGUCUUGCGCGGCUGUGAUCAGGUUUCACUUACACUACAGUAUCUAGAACGUUUAUCAAUUUCUCCAGAAUCCCUCAGUCGUCCUAACAGUCCAAAUAUUGACCCGCUGAUCCUUUUUCAGAAGAUGGGUGUCGGCCGUUUGGAACUGUAUGUUCUUAAUCCAGUCAAAGGUAGUAAAGAACUAGAAACUUUUAUGCAAAAAUGGCCCAGCUGUGUAUCUGGUGUAAAGGGUUCAGAAAUUCCUUUACCCUGCCUGGUUUCUAUAUGUGCACUGUUGGUAUGGCAUCCUGCUAACCCUCAAGAAAAAAUUGUUCGUGUUCUUUUCCCUGGUUGCACACCACAGGCGAAAAUAUUUGAAGGGUUGGAGAAGUUGAAACAUCUAGACUUUCUUAAGCACCCAGUGGUGAGUUUACAUGAUCUCGACUUAUUGAAAUCUGACAAGCAACCAAAGCGUACAGAGAGCAAAGAAAGCCUUAAGUCUCUCACCAAAGAUUCGAGACCCGUGAGUGCCUUACUCGUCAAAGACAAAGUGAGCAGAGUUGACGUGAAGAAACAAGACACUAAAGUGAAACCCAAAUCUAUAACGGAAACCGGAGUAAAAGAGAGUAAAGAAGUCGAGGAAAAAGCGAAGCCAAAAGACGAUGCGAAACAAAGACUCUUUAAGCCAUUGGUUAAAAAGGAGCCUGUUAAAGAGGAGAAAAAAGAAGUGAAGAAGAAAGAGGAACGGCCCUCAACCAGCCUUUCGACAAAUCCUCCCAAGAAAGAUGAAAAUCUUGACAAAAAGAAGGAGUUAAUAAAAAAAGACUUGGGACCCAAAACUAAAAAAGAUGUUAAACCUGAAAUAAAGAAGGAGAUUAAGAAGGAGGCUAAACCAGAGGAGAAGAAAAUGACAACUAAGCCAGCUGUCAAGGACGCCAAAAAAGCCUCUGGAAGCGCAUCUAUCGAGAUGAGGAAGCCAGCCAGCAAGAAAGAUUCGGCAAUCAGUAAAAAGGACAGUUUACCAAAAGGAAUGAAGCCGAAACCAGAGAAUAACGAAGCGCACAUUCGGAAAACAAACUCUGACCAAAACUUGUCUGAGGUUAUAAGUGCAGACGUUGAGAAGUUGAAAUUGGAACAUCGAGUAUUGGAUGAGGAAGGGAAUUGUUUGGGUUCUGCCGCAGAAGGCACCGAGCAAACUAAGAAAGAUGAACAUCAGUUAAACGGAGCCCAAAGUGGAACAGACUUUUCAGACACUCCAGAGAAAUUUCGAUGUACAGAGACAUUAUCUGCCUCACAUUCUGCUCUGGGCUCUCCUUCACCACUUGCAAAGAUUCCAAAAAAUGAGAAGAGUGUCAAUUUUGAUCUCACACCAAUGGAGCACGGGUUAAUUGACGGAGUUCUUGAAACGGUCUCUCCAGCAAACAGUGCAGCAUGGGUACCAUUUUGCCAGUCACCUAAAUAUAAUGAUCAAGACACUGGUCCUGAAGAUAUUCAUGAGGCAGUUAGUUCAAAGAGUCUCCCAGUUGCCAACUCCACUUCUUUUAAGGACAACAUCCCAGAUGUCUCAUCCACAAUCACAUCCCUACCUGCUGAGGAAGGUUCUCCACACUCAACUGAGGUGGAUAAUUCUUUAUCAGUUUCUUUCGAGCAAGUAUUACCUCCUGUUGGACAAUCAGAAGACUGCAUAUACACCAGUGGACACGAUUCAAAAGCAUCUAUGUCAUUACCUUUAAGGACAUUACAUAAUGAUGACCGAAACUGUAAUGGUUCAGAGAAACCUCUCUCUGGCCCACAGUCUCUUUUCCCCGAUAUCCCACCUCAUGAUGUUGACCUUUGUUUGGUGUCACCUUGUGAAUUCGAGCAUCACAAAUCUCCAGACAACCAAACGGGGUUACCUAGCCCAGGUCCUCCGAACUUCUCACCUGAGAGUGACCAGUCUGAAAAGUCAGCAAAAUCACUUUUGCAGUGCAACAAUAACAGCAUCUGUAACUCUUCACAAGGCCAAGUGACAACACUGACCUCUGUCAGUGACUCCUUUCCUACUGUCUCAGACUCCGAUGUCCCGCCAGCUACCGGAGAAUGUCCUUCAAUUAGUGAUGACUUGGAUUCUGAUGAGGAGUCUGCUGACCUUUUCCCACCCAUUCUUCCACAUGAUCAUCCCAGCAGUCACUCAUUUCACAUAGAUCCAUCACAUUCCUCUCCAGAUCCCCCUCCAGCACCAAUGAAGGACUUGCCUCCCCUCCCACCUCAACCUGGCGCCUGCAUGGUUGACCCCGAAGCUGAUCCCCAAGGCAAGUCCUCCAAGAAUGUAGCUGCAAAGGCCAAAAAACCUGCAACUUCUGGCACACAAAAGCUGGCAGCAGCAAAUAAUGCAGCGCAAAGUAGCAAGACGAAGGCUGGUUCUCAGGCAACAUCAAGUGGUACAAUUAGGUAUUCGUCAAGCUUGGAUACAAAGUCUGCUUCACGGAGUACCAUUGGUAACACAAGACCAGUGUCCGGAAGUGCAAAACCACAAUCAGGACCAAUGGGUAACAAGUCAAUUUCUGCAUCAGUUUAUCUGGACCUUGCAUACCUACCCUCUGGCUAUGCAGCUUCUACAGUCGGUGUGGAUUUUUUCCGCCGCGUUCGCUCGUCCUGCUAUGUAAUAAGUGGGGAAGAAUCAUACAAGGACUCGGUCAUGAGGCCCAUCCUUGAAUCUCUGUUAGAAGGCAAAGCAGCCUGGCCCAACAUACAGGUCACACUGAUCCCCACUUUUGAUUCGCUAACAAUGCACGACUGGUACCAAGAGACGCACGAAAGGCAAAAAGAGCUAGCGAUAACAGUGUUGGGAAGCAACAGUACCGUGGCCAUGCAGGAUGAAACGUUCCCUGCUUGCAAAGUGGAAUUUUGAAUGGAAAGUGGGAAAAAAGAAAUAACUCCUGUUUGAGUGAUUCGAGCACUUAGGCCAAGAGAGAAAUUUUGGCUCAGAGCUUGGGAGCGUUUGUGUAACAGCUCAGAUACGUGUUAACCUUUAAGGAAAAGCUUUAAGCGUUAGCUAAAAAAAAAUACUGUGAAUCUCCAUUAAUGAAGAUUUACAGGAAGUAAUAGAAUAUUAUAAUUGUGUGAACAAAUUUUUUCCUUUUGUAUUGGUAAAAUAUUGGUUUUACCAGUUCCCAAGCUGUAUAGACUUUAUAGAUCCUGAUAAGAUCGAGUUUCUUUUAUCCCAUUCCUACAGUCUGUUGUUGUCUGUUGCUUGGUUGCACAGUUUGGAUUUUUAGCACAAACAGGGAAACACAAAACACAGAGGACUUUGUGAUGGACAGAAAAGUUGUUCGACGGUCAUCGUCCUGGUCCCACAGGGUUCUUUUUAUUGUCUCUAAAUCGCAAAAGUGUCGCUUUGGUUGUUCGUAUAUAAUCAAGCACAUCCCUGGUUUUCCUUCUGUACAGCCGAGAUCACGACUGCAUGUCCGAACAGUUUGAUGUCAGUAUUUGUUUCAUUUUCACGCUUGCAGUUGAUGGUGAUCCUGCACCACUCACAAGCACAAGUGUUUUCUAACUAAUUGUUUACUGCAGCCGUUGGAUUUACUCUGCGUUCGAAUGAAGCUUAAAAAAAACAAAAACAAAAAACAAAACCGGAAAAACCAAAGAACCCACCCCCCCAAAACUUGGAUUUUCAACUUGAAAAUUUGGGUUUGGUCUCCUCAACUCUACGUCAAUGCUUAUACAAAUAAAACAUUUCUUAUAGCUAGAUUUAUUGAUGUAGCUGGCUAGAUUGUUGUUUACAAAAUACAUAUAAAACAAAAUUACGCAUUUAUUCCUUUAGUGACUCAAAUGCUUCUGAGGACAGACUUCUAAUUUUAAGUUAAGUCGAACGCAGCAUUAGUGUAGUCCAGGGCUACAUUUGAUCUAGUAACGGUACACCGUGUGUCAAUAGGUUUUUUGUUUGUUGGUUUGUUCAGUUGUUGUUGUUGUUGUUGUUGUUGUUGUUGUUUUUUUACACAAUCAUGUAUAUUCUUAAUUUUACGAUUUAGAAACAUUUGGCGUGUUUUGAUUGGUAAAUGAGACACUAACCCAAUGUAUCUGGUUCCUGGAUCAAAAUGUUUUUUUUUCUUCAUAAAUAAAAUGCACCAGAUCAACACCACUUUAUCUUCUGCUCGAGACAUGCUGUAAGUUUGAUUGAACUGCAAAGAUCUGUGAGAUGGUGAGUGCCAUGGCAUGGAUGAUGGUAUUAGUAUGAUCAUUGAACCUUUCCAAGCUGAUCUGUUUGAACAGAAUGUACAGAUGUCGAGGAGACCUGAACGCAUGGCCCAGUGCACCACAAUCAGCAGGUUGCCGUGGAAAUAGAAAACGGAAGAAGUUAAAACCAAAACUCAAAAUGUCAUUAUACAGUCAAUGUUCUUUCACACUAGGGUUUAUCAGGGGGCUAAUUGUUACAAUUUAGGGUAGAUUUUAUCCAUAAUUCAGAAAAAAGCAAUUAACUAGGAAUAAAUUGCCUUAAAAAAAUACAAUACUACAAUUUUGCAGUUGAUCCAAAACUCAUUUUGGGAAUUGAACUCAUUCCUUUAAUCAGUGGAGGAUUUUUCUGUUCCCGCAUUGAGGAAAUGGAGCAUGUUGUAAAAGAACACUGUAUGUCUCUCUGAUUAAGUGAUGGUUACUGGAGAAGUGUGGAUGUGGUUUUGUUGAGCAUUUUCAUUUGUGUACUUUUUUUUUUUCCAGCGUUUGUUCCUUCCACAAGCCUUAAACACUAUCAUAUCCAAGUUGGCUAAACAAAUCAUAUGCUUCAGAUACAUGAUUUGCAUACUUGCAAACCCGGGUUAUGUGUGAGUGAAAAUCCAUUUGCAUUAAAACAGUCUGCACUA